AUGCCGUACGAGGUCCUUGUUGGCGGCUCGUGCUACACGGCCCCGGAUGCCCAGAAGCUGCGGGAGCUCAUCAACAAAUCCAGCCCCUCCAAGGUCAAGGACGUCCGCGGCCAAUGGAUCUACUAUGUGAACCUGCAGGUGUCGUCUCACGACACGCUGGAGCAGGUCGAAGAGCUGCUGCACGACGUCAAGGGCUGGGGGCUGGCUUCCGAGGCUGCCGGCAACGCCGUCACCAUCUACGCAACGCCUCGCUACAUCUCACCAUGGAGCUCCAAGGCCACCAGCAUCGCUCACGUGUGCGGCCUGAGGGAGCGAGUCCUGCGGAUUGAGCGAGGCCGUCGCAUCUCCAUUGAGUUUGAGAAUGCCCUGCCCGAAGGCGGAGAUGCCGCAUUCCGCGAUGUGCUUCACGACCGCAUGACGGAGCUCUUCACUCCCCAGGCACCGUCUCUGGUGCAGAUGUUCGAGUCCAAGUCUUCAUCUCCCCUGGUUGCCGUCGACAUCUUCGCGGAUAAGGAGGAUCCGAUGCGGAUUCUCAGAGAGUACAAUCUCAAGAUGGGUCUGAGCCUCGACGACUCUGAGAUGCAGUACCUCGUCGACACUUUCACCAAACUUGGACGCCCGCCUCACGAUGUCGAGCUGUUCAUGUUUGCCCAGGUUAACUCAGAGCAUUGCCGACACAAGGUCUUCAACUCGUCGUGGAUCAUCGACGGCGUCGCUCAAGACCAGAGCUUGUUUGGAAUGAUCAGGGCGACUCAUAACAAGACGCCGCAAUUCACUGUUUCUGCUUACAGUGACAACGCGGCGGUCAUUGAGGGCGAUCAUGCCAAUGUUUGGGCGCCGGAUUAUUCCACCGGCUCUUGGAAGCUAAUUCCGGAAGUCGUCCAUAUCCUGACCAAGGUUGAGACGCACAACCACCCAACGGCUAUCUCUCCUUUCCCUGGAGCAGCCACCGGCUCAGGUGGAGAAAUCCGAGAUGAAGGCGCCGUCGGACGAGGUUCUACCACCAAGGCCGGCCUAAGCGGCUUCUGGGUCUCAGACCUACUUAUCCCUGACAACAAAGCGCCCUGGGAGGCUGACAUUGGCCGGCCUAGCCACUAUGCCAGCAGUUUAGACAUUAUGCUGGAGGCACCAAUUGGUAGUGCGCGAUUCAACAACGAGUUUGGCCGUCCCGCUCUCGCAGGUUGCUUCAGGACACUCCUCACACCCGAGGAUGCCAAUACUAGCUCCGAUCUAUCAGGCGUCACAAAUUGGCGGGGCUACCACAAGCCCAUCAUGAUUGCUGGUGGUAUGGGAACUGUUCGGCCCCAGCAUGCUAUCAAGGAGCAGCAACAUGUUCGAGAGGGCGCCCACGUUAUUGUUCUUGGAGGCCCUGCAAUGCUCAUUGGCCUAGGUGGCGGUGCCGCAUCUAGCAGCGACGCUUCAGAAAGCAACGCGGAUCUCGAUUUUGCCAGUGUUCAGCGUGGCAAUCCUGAAAUGGAACGACGCGCUCAAAUGGUCAUCAACACUUGCACUGCCCUGGGUGACCAGAAUCCGAUAGGCAUGAUCCACGAUGUUGGUGCUGGUGGACUAUCCAAUGCUCUUCCUGAGCUUGUGAAGGAUGCUGGAUACGGAGGAAAGUUUGAGCUUCGCCAAGUGGAGAGUAUGGACCAGAGUAUGAGUCCGUUGGAGAUUUGGUGCAACGAGGCUCAGGAGCGAUAUGUCCUGCUUGUUAACGCUGAUGGCAUGAACCGCUUCACAAGCAUCUGCCGACGUGAGCGAUGUGGAUUUUCUGACGUUGGAACUGUGGUCUCCAAAGAUGAGCAUGGAGAGACCAGUCUGAUCCUGACCGACAGAGAGUCCAAGGAGUACCCCAGGCCGAUUGACUUGCCCAUGGACGCCCUGUUCCCCCCUAAGCGCCUGCUGGAGAGGGAUGUUGCCUCCAAGAAGCCCAACGUGCUUCCUUUCCAUACACUGGCCAGCCUACAAAAGGCGUACGGAGAAUUGAGCGGAGCUGAGCUGUUUAAGAAGGCUGUUGAGCGCGUCUUCCUGAUGCCAGCGGUCGGUUCCAAGUCCUUCUUGAUUACCAUUGGUGAUCGAUCUGUCGGCGGUCUCACUGUGCGCGAUCAAAUGGUUGGACCUUGGCAAACCCCAGUUGCCGACGUUGCGGUAACAGCUACGUCGUUCCACCUGGAUACCAAGCAAAAGACUGGUGAGGCCAUGGCAAUGGGAGAGAAGCCUACACUUGCGAUGAUCGAUCCCGCCGCUUCUGCUAGAAUGGCCAUUGCCGAGAGUUUGCUGAACAUUGGCGCUGCCGACGUCGGACCUGAUAUGCGCCGCAUUAAGCUCUCUGCCAACUGGAUGGCUGCUGUGAAUCACGCUGGCCAAGGAGCUGCUCUUUAUGAAGCAGUCCAAGCAGCUAUGGAGAUGUGCACCAAGAUCAACGUCAGCAUUCCUGUUGGCAAAGACUCAACAUCAAUGAAGGCAUCUUGGAAGGAUGGAGAGCACUCGAAGAACGUCACGGCACCAGUCUCUGUGGUCAUUUCCGCAUUUUCUACGGUGCGAGAGAUUCGCAGCACUUGGACUCCCCAGCUUCGCAGGGUGGAAGAUGUUGGCGAGACUUCUCUCAUGUUUGUCGAUCUUGCAGAAGGACGCAGGGCUAUGGGUGGCUCGGCGCUCGCACAGUCUCUCGGCGCUAUUGGAGACACGGCGCCUGACAUGAAGAACUUUGACCUCAUCACAGACUACUUUGAUGCCCUUUCCCAGCUUCACAAGAGUGGCGUUGUCCUUGCCUACCACGACAGGUCUGACGGUGGUCUGAUGGCGACCGUGGCUGAAAUGAUGUUUGCUGGUCGCUGUGGUGUUGACAUGAUGUUGGAUGGAAUUUCCAAGUCGGGCAGCCCCGAAGACAUUAUCGAGGCCAUGUUCAACGAAGAGCUUGGUGCUGUGUUCCAGAUCCGCACUGACGACGAAAUCAACUUCAAGCGAUGCUUCGCUACCUGCGGACCCCCGCCCGGAUUGAUCCGCAAGUUUGGUGUUGUUCGAACUACCGGCAAGCAAAACCUCAACAUUCGUUACGGAGGCACCACUUUCACCACCCUUGACCGAACCGAAAUGCAGCAGUGGUGGUCCAAGACCUCUUUCGAGAUGCAGAAGAUCAGAGACAACUCUGCUUGUGCCGAGUCUGAAUUCUCGACCAUUGCCGACUCUGCAGACCCCGGCAUUACCUACAAGCUGUCAUUCAACCCUGCCGAGAAGAUUGAGUCUCUGAUGUCUCCCAUCACCGGCCUCUUUAAGAAGACCCCCCGCGUUGCUAUUCUCAGAGAGCAGGGAGUCAAUGGCUACGCAGAGCUCGCCUACGCUUUCAGGGCUGCCAACUUUGAGCCCAUUGAUGUCCAUAUGACGGACAUUCUGGAUGGCCGGUCACUUGCCGACUUCACCGGUCUGGCCGCCCCUGGAGGCUUCUCGUAUGGUGACGUCCUCGGCGCUGGCCAGGGCUGGGCCAAGUCGAUUCUGAUGCACGACAAUACGCGCAGAGAGUUUGCCGCCUUCUUCAAGCGUCCCGACACCUUUGCGCUGGGUGUAUGCAACGGUUGCCAGAUGCUCACGAGAAUCAAGGAGCUGAUCCCUGGCGCCAAGGACUGGCCCACUUUCGUGGACAACACCAGCGAGCAGUUCGAGGCCCGCUACAGCAUGGUCAAGGUGCAGGUCGACAAGUCCAAGCCGUCCGUCUUCUUCCACGGCAUGGACAGCUCCGAGCUGCCCAUUGUCGUGUCCCACGGAGAAGGUCGCGCCUCGUUCUCCUCGCCCAACUCCCUCCAGAGCUUGACGGAGUCUGGCAUGGUGCCCCUCCGAUACGUUGACAACCGCGGCAACGUGACGGAGCAGUACCCGUAUAACCCCAACGGCAGCCCGAUGGGUGUUGCCGGUGUGUCCAGCCCCGAUGGCCGUGUGGUCGCCAUGAUGCCUCACCCCGAGCGUACCAUCAUGGCGGACAUUACCAGCUAUGCGCCUCCGGAGGAUCUUGAGCAAUGGGGCGAGUUUGGUCCCUGGCUGAGGAUGUUCCGCAGUGCCCGCAGAUGGGUUGGUUAG
Messenger RNA from Trichoderma gamsii, 4068 nucleotides. Its product is annotated as phosphoribosylformylglycinamidine synthase. Gene Ontology annotation, molecular function: phosphoribosylformylglycinamidine synthase activity. The coding region runs from base 1 to 4068 and encodes 1355 amino acids. Gene Ontology annotation, biological process: 'de novo' IMP biosynthetic process. NCBI's taxonomy places the organism in Eukaryota, Fungi, Ascomycota, Sordariomycetes, Hypocreales, Hypocreaceae. The record is from RefSeq and is a predicted model, not a curated record. The transcript has 6 exons.